Messenger RNA from Pichia membranifaciens NRRL Y-2026, 294 nucleotides. RefSeq lists its product as hypothetical. The transcript has a single exon. The record is from RefSeq and is a predicted model, not a curated record. The coding region runs from base 1 to 294 and encodes 97 amino acids. NCBI's taxonomy places the organism in Eukaryota, Fungi, Ascomycota, Pichiomycetes, Pichiales, Pichiaceae.
AUGCCAUAUGCGGCUUAUCUGAUUGUAUAUACUGCCCUCCCAGCCGUUCGCUUGGCUUAUGUUGUCGCUGGAGACCACCACUCCCGGUCUUCCCGGCAAAAAAUUGAGUCCGCCGACCGACCCCAACACACGGCUUACAUAAGCACUGUCGCAACUCGCGAUGCCUUCACACUUGUUUUAAAAAACACAGGACGCGGCCGGUGCCGUGGAAGAAAACCGUUGCAACGUUUAUUGGCCCGUUCUAUUUUUACCGUAGUCUGCUCAGUUGCAAAUGCGCACGUUUUGUGUGAGUAA